AUGUCGGUCUCUACGUCCACUACGGCUUCAAUUUCGCAGCACCUCCUCUCGGUAUUCCUACACCGCUUCCACGCCCUCGCGACCACUGUCCUCCUAUACCUCCUUUCUCUGGGCCCUAUGCCCAAACAUGUCGGGUUCGUGAUGGACGGGAAUAGGCGAUAUGCCCGCGGACGUGGCAAGAGGGUCGUAGAGGGCCAUACGGAUGGGUUUCAGUCAUUGCGCCGGAUAUUGGAAGUAUGCCUCAAGCUGAGGAUACGCGCUGUGUCGAUAUACGCGUUCAGUAUUGAUAAUUUCUCGAGAGACGAGGAGGAGGUGGCGGAGUUGAUGAGGCUGGCGAAGACUAGGUUGAUGGAGCUGUGUGAGCACGGGGAUCUGUUGCAGAAGUACGGCGUGAGAAUACGCUUCAUUGGUAGAAGAGAAAUGUUGCCUCCGGACGUGAGGGGAGCUGUGGAGGAUAUGGAGCGGCUCACAGCGAGACAUACAAGGCGAGCUUUGAGUGGAGUGCUGAAUGUGUGUUGUCCAUAUACGUCGAGGGAUGAGAUACUUGGUGCGGUCAAGCGGACUGUGCGGGACAGCUGCAGCGAAGGCAGGAUCUCGGCGAGCGAUAUCACCUCCGAAAAUAUCUACGGCAACCUCGAGUCCUGUGAAUCGAUAUCAGCUCUUCGAAUCCCGUCGGCCCAAGCAAGGAUAGACAGGUCCGAGGAUCUCGACAUCUUUGUUCGGACGUCGAAUGUCAAGCGCCUAAGCGACUUUAUGAUGUGGCAGUCAUCACAAGACACACAGCUGCACUUUGUUCGUACGAUGUGGCCCGAGUUUGGGUUGACGGACAUGUUGCCGAUCUUAUUGGGGUGGCAGCAGAAGGUGUGGUUAGCUAGAUUAGGACAUUGA
Molecule: messenger RNA, 888 nt
Organism: Dioszegia hungarica
Lineage: Eukaryota; Fungi; Basidiomycota; Tremellomycetes; Tremellales; Bulleribasidiaceae
Product: Decaprenyl diphosphate synthase-like protein
Exons: 6
Coding region: 1-888 (295 amino acids)
Cellular component (GO): endoplasmic reticulum; membrane; dehydrodolichyl diphosphate synthase complex
Molecular function (GO): ditrans,polycis-polyprenyl diphosphate synthase [(2E,6E)-farnesyl diphosphate specific] activity
Source: RefSeq, a predicted model, not a curated record